Molecule: messenger RNA, 2531 nt
Organism: Planococcus citri (citrus mealybug)
Lineage: Eukaryota; Metazoa; Arthropoda; Insecta; Hemiptera; Pseudococcidae
Exons: 9
Coding region: 277-2253 (658 amino acids)
Source: RefSeq, a predicted model, not a curated record
GUUCGUUUUGUUUCUGUUUCCAAUUUAUUCAUUUGAGUCAUGUGAAUUAUUUUCUCAAUCAUCGUGCAACAGUCUUUUGUCCACUUUAGAAACUGGACUAGUCGAUUAGUCAUCUCAAAGUUCAAGUGCUGUAGACAUUGGUGGUAGAGAACAUUGCAGCUAUGCUAGCAGUGGCGGACGCUACGUAAUUUUAUGCUGUAGAUGGUUUCUAAAAGUGCUGUUCAAUUAUAAUUUUUUUCGUUUUUAUUACUGUGAUAUAAUACUACAAUUAGUGCAAUGUUGUUGUUCCAACUUAUAUUACUUUGUCUAAGUACCAACGCAGCUUUUGGUAUAGCUGCUCAAACUGCAAUUUUCUGGUCCAAGACCAUAAUUGGUGUUUUAGACGAGACGGUAGACAUAUACGAAUCAAUCUCAGGACAUAAUGUUUUCGGUCAAUCAGCCCAGGAGAAAAGGCUGUAUGCCAAACUAGCCAAUAUCACUGAUCUCGUAGAACGUUUAGAGCAUGACAUUCCUCAAGUUACCAUAGCGCGGAUCAAAGAACUGGAGCGUGAUUUUUCGCAAAUAAUUCAUUUUGAAAUCAAACUCGACGAUCUGGUGAAUUACAUCGGAAAUAUCGAAUCAAAAUAUGAAAAAUUUGGAAAAUUACGAAACAAAGUGAUGAAUUUAGACAAAGAAUCGGCCAAUAAAUCUAUCGCGACCAAGCAUACCUUGGAGAGGACAGCCAAUGCCAUUUUAUUUGAAUCCGGAAACGUUGGCGAUAGUUUAGAUAAAAUCAAUCAAAUAAUACUCGGAGAAAAUGUUCUAUUUGGAAAACAAGAUGUUUUUUCGCUUAUACUCGAUAAUUUUAAUAGUAAAACCCAGUCCAGAUGUUUAGUUCCUAAAUCACCCCAACAACUCGUUCACGAUGUAUUCAAUUCCCUCCGAAUGGUGCAAGUAAAGGGUAUAAUCAUGACUGAAUUUUCCUACAUGAUCUUAAGUCUUUACACAUCGGGUGAUUAUAAAGAAUACGCUGAUGAAUUCCACGAUACUAUGAUAAAGCGAUUGAAUAAACAAGCCCAAGUCGCUAACGAAGUCAUGAAAAAAGCUGACAACUCUUUAUGGAAAUGUGAUCCUGAUCAGUAUGUUUUCAAUAAAACGUACAUCGAAGUAACCAGGCUUAUACAAGGUUAUAUUCAAAACGAAAUAGAACUUAGUCACGAUAGGAAUUGUUUCGAUGGAUGUGGAUAUUAUUCAUACGUGAAUAAACCUGGAUGUAGUAAUCAGGAUUCAUUAUGUAAACAGCAGCCAAAAUGUAAUGGACGUGUUUUCGAUUGCAGACUAGUCGACGAAGAUAUGAACAUUUGUUUUUCGCCAAUUUCAAGUACUCGAAGAUACGAUUGGAUUCGCCACGAUAAAGCUGAAAGUUAUGGCCAAGUUGAUAAAAAAUGCACCAAUUUCGAAGGUCGUAUUAAAAUGUACCGAAAGUAUCUAGCUUGGAGAUGUUUCUAUUGUUUCUGUUACUGUGACGAAGAAUCUCAUAAUUCGGAUAGGUUCUUUAGCCUUUUACCAGCCACUUCUGAUAUCAAAAAUAACAAAGUCGUCGUAGGCGUGCGUUUUAUCAAACACGAGCGCGUUAUUCAUCUUCAAGUCAAAGAAGGGACGCUACUACCGGGUGGUUUAAUUGAUAAAGAUAGCGUAUCUUGGGUUCCGGUUUCGACUAUUGAUGUUGAUAAUUGGCUGGAGAAGCAUAAAUACCACACGAUGCGUUACGAGUCACGAAGCAUCGAUUUAGACGACGUAGUCGCCUCCAAGAAUUACGUUUUAACUGGAGUUAAAUUACGUACAUUAGGCGAACAUCUGAACCUCGAAAUACAACUAACAGCGUUUAAUUUCACUACUGGCGAGGUAUCUAACAAUUUAUCGUUCUGGAAGGGUAACGAUAACACAGACGCGUCUGAAACUCCUCGAGAGAAACAUCGCCUACUGACGAAACGUCCAGCGACAUUGAGUCAAGGUGACUUCUCACUGCCAGAUUCGAAACCAGAUUCGUACGUUGAAUUCACGCAUUCGGACGAACGAUCGGAUGCUGCUCAAAGCACAGUGCCAUUUAUCGAUAUCCAAGAGGUCGCCUCUGAUCCACCUAUGCCUCUUAUUGGAAUGGGUCUCAUACAUAAACAAUCCAGAGGAUCGGCUGGAUUCAUCGAACCAAAGGUGUUCACCUAUAACGUAGGAGAAGAACUGCUGGCCAACCAGUUACAUUCCCGUCGUAAAUGAGCAAUAUGCUUAUGGUUUUGGAAUACAGUGAAGUACAUGAAUACCUAGGUAUUUCGCUGUAAUUUGACGAUCGACCUUUUUUUGUGGUAUUUUCUACGUUUCAAACAUAGAUUAAUUAUAUAGUGUGUGAUCUUAUUUGUGAUUUUUUUUCUUUUUUGUCAAUUUAUCCAUUAAUGGUAUUUGAAUUUUUUCAAAAUGACAUUUUAUACGUAAUAUUUUUUAGAUUGUUACACUCCAGUUCGAAUUUUAUAAUAAAAUAGAUUAAAUUAUAAAAUUUA